GCCAGUCACGGACCUGYCCGUGGGGUGGCUGUGGCCUGUCACACACUCAGCGGUGACCCCRGGCUUUGUGCUGUCCGAGCAGACCCAGGAAGGGAUCAGCCCUGCUGCAGGAGCUGCAGAAACCGCACCCAGCAAAGCCCGGGACAUAAACCAUCCUCGGGAUGGUCCAGUCUCACCGCUGCUCCUGAACCUCCUCGCAGCAGUCACCUGGAGCACCUCACCCUGCUUUCGGCACCUCCCCACCCUGCUGGGAAGCCAGGCUUGGGAGAAAAUCGCCCUCGAUGUGACCCCGCGGUGUCCUUUGUCAGCAGCCGGGAGCUGUCCAUCGGCUCUCAAAGAAGGAUGUCCCUGCCUGUCUGACGCGGUGCUGUGGCUCGUCCCUCGGAUUCCCCGGCUCGACGAGCCCUUACUCAUCCCCUUGUUUGGAGGAGGGAUCUCACGAGCCCCUCUCCGAGCCCCGUGAGGAUAUUUCUCGGCUGAUGGAGCAGCAGUGAGAGCUGUGGAUGCCAGGAGCUCCCGGAGGCGUGCCCGAGCGGGGCUGGGUGCUCCCCUCCUGCAGCAGAGCCCAGAGGCACCUGUACAACAGCGAGGCGUGUCAGGAAACUCGAUGCCUCGCCUCUGUCAGUGUGGAGGCGGAGGGAGGAGGGUCCAAAGACAUGUCCCUUCCCGCCCGCAACAGCUGAAAACAGACAAGGAAAGUUGCUAGAGCCUUUUCCAGCGGCUCAGGAAGCUUCCCUGUCCCGCUCUCACCCUAGAAGCCCUCCCGUCCUCCACUACUCUGGGGGGGUGGCUGUCCCACACCCGGCGGGCGAUGAACAUCGCRAGGAGAAGAGGCUUUUACAGACAGGAGGUGAACAACACGCUCUGGGAGCUGCCCAGGAGAUACGCAUGCCUGCACCCGCUGGGCUCGGGGGCCUACGGCUCCGUGUGUUCAGCCAUAGACAAGAAGACGGGGCAGAAAGUGGCCAUCAAGAAGCUGUGCCGCCCAUUCCAGUCAGAGAUCUUUGCCAAGAGAGCCUACAGAGAGCUGAUGCUKUUGAAGCACAUGCAACAUGAAAAUGUCAUUGGGCUGCUUGAUGUCUUCACCUCCACUGCCUCCUACCAGGGCUUCCAGGACUUCUACCUGGUGAUGCCAUACAUGCGGACAGAUUUACAAAAGAUCAUGGGACAUGAAUUCAGUGACGAAAAGAUCCAGUACCUGGUCUACCAAAUGCUGAAAGGGCUGAAGUAUAUUCAUUCAGCUGGCAUCGUCCACAGGGACCUGAAGCCAAGUAACCUGGCUGUGAAUGAGGACUGCCAGCUGAAGAUCUUGGAUUUUGGCUUGGCCAGGCAGGCUGAUGCUGAGAUGACUGGCUAYGUGGUCACACGGUGGUACAGAGCCCCUGAAGUCAUCCUGAACUGGAUGCAUUACAACCAGACAGUGGAUAUCUGGUCUAUUGGAUGUAUCAUGGCCGAAAUGCUGACUGGGAAAACACUCUUUAAAGGAAAAGACUACCUGGAUCAACUGACCCAGAUCCUGAAAGUAACRGGGCAUCCAGGAGAAGACUUCUUGGAGAAGCUGGAGGACAAAGCGGCCAAGAGUUAUAUCAAGUCCCUUCCCAAAAUCCCCAAGAAGGAUUUGUCUGUGCUUUUCCCUAAAGCAAAUCCUCAGGCCGUGGACCUGCUUGACAAGAUGCUGCAGCUGGAUGUGGAAAAGCGCCUGACAGCAACAGAGGCCUUGGCUCACCCCUACUUCGACCAGUUCCGAGAUAUYGAAGAGGAGACAGAGGCACAACACUCSUAUGAUGAUUCUCUGGAACAUGAAAAGCUUUCAAUAGAGGAGUGGAAAAAGCACAUUUACAAGGAGAUCUUGACCUUCAGUCCCAUUGCACGGAAGGAUUCAAAGAAGAGAAGUGGGAUGUCUUUAUAGCAACUGGUGCAGCUGUGGCUGGGAUUCAGUUCUCCUUGAGGACACAUCAAAUUCCUUCCACACUGUGUUUCUGGUGGCCAUCACUUGGCCAGUGRGACUUCUCUCCACGUGCCAACAUGAGGAUGACACCAUGCCGUGGGCAUUGGACUUGGUUUUACGAAAGGRGAAGCACCCCAGUUUUCAACAUAAAAGACAAAUACAUUCUUGUUGAAAUUUUCA
This is a messenger RNA of Malurus melanocephalus (red-backed fairy wren), 2128 nucleotides long. RefSeq names its product mitogen-activated protein kinase 13 (gene MAPK13). The transcript is spliced from 12 exons. Gene Ontology annotation, cellular component: cytoplasm; nucleus. The record is from RefSeq and is a predicted model, not a curated record. Lineage: Eukaryota; Metazoa; Chordata; Aves; Passeriformes; Maluridae. Gene Ontology annotation, molecular function: MAP kinase activity; ATP binding. The coding region runs from base 812 to 1909 and encodes 365 amino acids. Gene Ontology annotation, biological process: MAPK cascade; protein phosphorylation.